This is a messenger RNA of Camellia sinensis, 5409 nucleotides long. Its product is annotated as Transducin/WD40 repeat-like superfamily protein. Gene Ontology annotation, molecular function: protein binding. Gene Ontology annotation, cellular component: cytoplasm. NCBI's taxonomy places the organism in Eukaryota, Viridiplantae, Streptophyta, Magnoliopsida, Ericales, Theaceae. The record is from RefSeq and is a predicted model, not a curated record.
UCUUAUUAUUCACGUGAAAAGGCGAAAUUGUAAUGGGAAAGUUGUACCAAACGUAGCCGUAAUUUUUGCCAAAAAAUCCACAAACUCAGAUACCGACCGACCUGUGUGUGGCUCGACUUCCAAACCCGAAUAAGUUCCGAACUCCCAGCUUCGUCCCUGCUCGUCGGCCAAUCCAAUUCUGUCCCCGUUGAUCCAGUUCGCCAAUGAAGUGCCGAUCCGUUGCGUGUAUAUGGUCCGCCUCUCCUCCGCCGCACAGAGUCACCGCCGUCGCCGCCCUAAGCCAACCUCCCACUCUCUACACCGGCGGAUCCGAUGGCUCCAUCGUCUGGUGGAACGUCUCUGCCACCGACUCCAACCAGGAAAUUAAACCAGUUGCUUUGUUGUGCGGCCACGCUGCCCCCAUAGCUGAUCUUGGGAUUUGUUUUCCAACAGUAUACUCAGGAGAUGUAAAGAUUGAUCAUUUAAGUAAUGUCUCAGCGAAUUCUAAUUCAGUUGAUUAUGGUGCACUAAUCAGUGUGUGUACCGAUGGUGUAUUGUGUGUUUGGAGCAGAGGCAGUGGACAUUGUAGGUGCAGAAGGAAAAUGCCACCAUGGGUGGGGAGUCCCUCUUUAAUACGGUCAUUUCCUGAAAACCCAAGAUAUGUUUGUGUUGCUGCUUGUUUUGUUGAUGCUGUCAAUUCAGUUGACCACCAGUUGUCUCCUGAGGGGGGUGAGGCUUCCAUUGAUAGAGACCCGCUACACCGUAAACCUUCCAAGUGUACAGUUGUAAUUGUUGAUUCAUAUACUCUUACUAUUGUCCAAACCAUUUUUCAUGGUAAUUUAUCCAUUGGGCCUUUGAGAUUCAUGUCUAUAGUUUCACGAGUUGAGGAUAUGGAAAAACAGUCAGUGCUCCUUGGUGAUUCAUAUGGUAAGCUACAAUGUGUGCCUAUACUGAAGGAACCCAACUCAGACAGUGAAACUGGGACAGCAUUGCAAAAAAAUUCUUAUAAUUUGGAAAUGACUGAUUGGGUGGAGGGUUCCAGUGAGGGGUUACAGGUUGUGACUACCAGAGGGCAGGUUUUAGCUCAUGUAUAUAGAACCUACUGCAUUUUUAGGUUAGUGGCCAGUGGUAAUACAAUUGGAGAGAUUUCUUUUGUUAAUAAUAAUCAACUUUGUCUUGAAGAGGGUUCUGCUCAAUUAUAUGUUAUAGGGGGCAUGUUUCUUGAGAGGGAUGAAUCUAGGAAGAUACUGAAAACCCAGGAAUUCCAUGACAGGUUUGCAGAAAACUUUGCUGUUUGGAAUAAUAGAGGUUUUGCAGUUGUGUAUAGUAUAACAUAUUCAGACAGCAUUUUCGAUUUCGAGCUUCUAUCUGUGAUACCUGCUGUGACUUGUCCCAUUGAUGUGAGGUUAUCAAUUUAUUUUAUUCAAUUGAGUUGUUAUCUUCUUCGUAUUGAAUCAAUUUGCUUUCAUGUUGAAGAAUCUUUGCUGUGGAAACCCCAUGUCACAACCUGGUUACUGCCUCAGCAGCAUGAUAACAACUUGAAUUUGCCUCAGCAGUGCAAAAUGGUUGGGGAAGGUAGAUUUUUUGUUGACUGGAUUUCAAGCUUAACUUCUCCUAAUGAAACUAAGGCCCUAAGGCACGAUGCUGGCGCGGAACUAAUAGGCCAAGGGACUCAGUUCUCCCAGAAAAAUUGUGUGCCUUGUCCCAAUGGAGAUAAUAUACAUGCAACUGAUGGAAAGUAUUGGUUUUCCCAAAAGGGACGACUUGUAUCUUCUUCAAUGAUCAUUUCUGAGUCCUACUACACUCCUUAUGCUGCUGUAUACGGAUUUCACAGCGGUGAAAUAGAAGUUGUACAUUUUAAUAUCUUUUCUGGGGGAUUUGAUUCUUACGGUAGAAGUCAACAUCAUGAAGUCGAUUCAAAUGUAUCAAAACAAUAUUUUUUAGGUCACACAGGUGCUGUAUUGUGUUUGGCUGCACAUUGGAUGGUUGGCACUGCCAAAGGAUGGAGCUUCUGUCGGGUUUUAGUGUCCGGGAGCAUGGACUGUACAAUCCGUUUAUGGGAUCUUGAUUCUGGCAAUCUCAUCACAGUGAUGCACCAUCAUGUAGCUCCAGUACGCCAAAUAAUUCUCCCCCCACCUCGAACUGACCGUCCAUGGAAUGAUUGUUUUCUUUCUGUUGGGGAGGACUUUUGUGUCACUCUUGUUUCUCUUGAGACUUUGCGUGCGGAGAGAAUGUUUCCUGGACACCCACACUAUCCUUCAAAAGUUGUAUGGGAUGGUACAAAUGGUUAUCUGGCAUGUCUCUGCCAGAACCAUUCAGGAACAUAUGAUGCACUUGAUGUUUUAUACAUUUGGGAUGUAAAGACGGGUGCUCUUGAGCGUGUUCUCCGUGGUACAGCUUCUCAUUCAAUGUUUGAUCAUUUUUGUAAAGGCAUCAACACGAAUUCACCAUCCGGUGCUGUAUUGAAUAGAAAUACUUCGGCUUCUUCAUUACUUCUUCCCUUAAUUGAAGAUGCUAACCUUUCACAAUCUCAUUCCAAACACUUAGGCAAGGGGGCCUCCUCUUCGUCAAAUAUGUUACCAAGUAUAACAAAUAUGACUGAGGCCAAUGCUUCCCAAAAGCAUUCUAGUAAAGUUAACUCUGCAAAACUAUCUUCAUCGAUGCCAUCAAUCCUUCGGAGCAACAAGCAUCCCAUCAAUUGUACUAGUCCAUUUCCUGGAAUUGCAGCUCUGAGUUUUGACCUUGCGUUAUUAAUGUCUCCUUUUCAGAACCACGUGAACUUCAAAGAUGGUGGUGAGAAGAGAAGGAAUACCCAUGUGAAUGAACAUGGAGCUAAAAUGUCCAAAGAUAUGGGCUACGAGCAAGAUAAAAACCAUGUGAAGGAACUGGGGGCUGAGAAACCAAGUCCGCACCAUGUGACGACAAAUGGGACCAUACUCAAUGGUUCUGAUUUACAAGGGACCUCAACUGAUACUGCUGUGGAUGAUGAGUGGGUUCGGUCACUUGAAGGAUGUUUUCUUCAAUUUAGCUUGUCAUUUUUGCACUUGUGGAAUGUGGAUAUUGAACUUGAUAAGUUGCUCAUGACUGAAAUGAAACUUAGGAGACCAACAAAUUUCCUUCUUGCUUCUGGUUUGCAAGGGAACAGAGGAUCUUUGACAUUGACAUUUCCUAGUUCAAGGGCUGCUCUUGAGCUCUGGAAAUCAUCAUCAGAGUUUUCUGCAGUGAGGUCACUAACCAUGGUUUCCCUAGCCCAGCGCAUUGUUAGCUUGUCUCAUUCUUGUUCAGCUGCCAGCAGUGCCUUGGCUGCAUUUUAUACUCGGAAUUUCUUAGAGAAAACUCCAGAUGUGAAGCCACCUUUGCUCCAGCUAUUGGUAAGUUUUUGGCAAGAUGAAAGUGAACAUGUAAGAAUGGCUGCACGUUCUUUAUUCCAUUGUGCUGCUUCACGAGCUAUUCCACUUCCCCUAUGCAGUCAAAAAGCAAUUGAGCAUGAAAAUCUUCUGGCGUCUCUAAAUGAAACUGGAGUAAAUGAACAGAAAAUUUUCAACACAGAAAAAACAUCUGGAAGCAGGUUAAAAUCUGAUGGCAUGCUGGAAACCCAAGGGCUCUCUCGGGCUGAGGAAUCUGAAAUACUUGCUUGGCUAGAAUCAUUUGAAGUGCAAGACUGGAUUUCUUGUGUUUGGGGAACAAAUCAAGAUGCAAUGACAUCGCAUAUCAUUGUUGCUGCAGCAUUGGCCAUUUGGUAUCCUAGCCUUGUCAAACCAAGUCUUGCUGUGCUGGUUGUUCAUCCAUUGAUGAAGUUGGUUAUGGCCAUGAAUGAUAAAUAUAGUUCCACUGCUGCGGAGCUUCUAGCAGAAGGUAUGGAGAGUACAUGGAAGGCAUGCAUUGCUUCUGAAAUACCUCGUCUGAUUAGUGAUAUGUUCUUCCAAAUAGAGUGUGUUAGUGCACCUGCCAAUUCAUCAGCACAAAAUCCAGCUGUACCUAUAAAUAUUCGGGAGACUUUGGUUGGGAUUCUUCUUCCAAGUUUAGCAAUGGCCGAUAUACUGGGGUUUCUAAAUGUGAUAGAAAGCCAGAUUUGGUCUACUGCAUCUGAUUCCCCUGUUCAUGUAGUUUCUCUAAUGACUCUUAUAAGGUUCAUACGUGGUUCUCCAAGAAACAUAGCUCCAUAUCUUGAUAAGGUGGUUAAUUUCAUUUUACAGACCAUGGACCCUAGCAACUCCGUCAUGCGCAAAACAUGCCUUCAAAGUUCAAUGGCAGCUCUGAAGGAAGUUGUACGCAUAUUUCCUAUGGUAGCACUGAAUGACACAUCAACACGAUUGGCUGUUGGCGAUGCCAUUGGGAAGACCAAUCAUGCUAUCAUCCGGGUAUAUGACAUGCAAAGCAUGACAACAAUAAAAGUUUUGGAUGCAAGUGGACCUCCAGGACUUCCAAGUCUGCUUGGAGGAGCUUCAGAAGUGGUGGUAAUCACUGCCAUUUCAGCUUUAAGCUUUUCACCAGACGGAGAGGGGUUAGUUGCUUUUUCUGAGCAUGGGUUAAUGAUCAGAUGGUGGUCACUGGGAUCUGUGUGGUGGGAGAAACUCAGCCGAAACCUUGUUCCUGUUCAGUGCACUAAACUAAUUUUUGUUCCCCCGUGGGAAGGAUUCUCACCGAACUCCACUAGGUCAAGCAUAAUGGCAAGCAUAAUGGAGUCUGAUAGACAUGGCAAUGCAAAGGAGAAUGCAGGGGGUGUGAGUGAUGUUGAUAGGUUGAAACUUAUGAUUCAUAAUCUUGAUCUCUCUUAUCGACUAGAAUGGGUUGGUGAGAGAAAAGUACUUCUUACGAGGCUUGGCCAUGAGUUAGGCACUUUUCCGUUGUAGUCAUCAUCCAGAUUCUGAUUUGGGGAAAAUCACUACCCUUUGUGGGAAUUCUGGUUUGGCAAAAGUUUUGAUAAUAUUGCACUGUUUAACUUGCGUUAUCUCAACAAGGAAGAAUAAAUUUGCACAAUUAUGCGAGAACUUCCCAUGCAAAAGGGUCUUGUUCUCCUCGGCUUUGUCUGGUGAUCUCAAGCUUCUGGUCUGCAGUUUUCAUUUCUUUCUGAAGGUGAUGGUGUGCAACUGCAUCAGUAACAGCUCAAAACUCCUUGGUCAGUGCUUGCUUCCAGUUGAUUUCUAAUUUAAGCGAUGUGCUCGUUCAUUUUAUUUCUUCCCUCAUAUAUGAAUAUCGAGUGGCAUUGAAUCCUAACAACCGAGUUUGACCAGUUUCUUUACACUUCUCUAGAUGGGUUUUGACAUUCUUUUGAGUUUCUGUUUUGCCGAAUAAUAUUUGAUCUGUCAAAGUAUUCAGGCUCUGCUGAUUUGGUCUUGAGUCCAAAAGUUUUGGUUUUAUUGUUCUUGUAUUUUGUUCAUCUCCGUACUAUAUAUUUACCUUUUAUGUCAGCAAUAAGUCAUGUUUCUC